AUGACGGAGAACGGAGUGGAAAGCCCGAGGCCGGGCGAGCGCAGCCCAGCGACGGUCGCCGUUGACGGCAGGGCGCUCGAGCUCCCCUUUUCGGAGCGCAAAAUGUGCAAUGAGUUGAAUACGGCCCUCCAGCUGCGGAAGGCGGCUGGGGACAUCCCCUACCGGCCGCCUCCUAGCAGGCGCCUGGACGGGAAGACGCCGGAGGACGGCGUCCGAGUCCGGAGGCUGAGAUCCAGCCAGGAGAGCCUGAGCGACCCAGCGGGCUCGUCGUCCACUGACUCUCUCAAGGAAGCCGGCCGGCCCACCGCGGCGCCCCGAGGCGAGCGCGACUGUCCGGAGGUCCUACCGGUCCUGUCGCAGCGCAGUUUGGCGCCGAGGAGGAUUGAGCGGGAUCGCUCGGCCAAUGUGUCCGCCGAGAGGCCCCGGCUGCACAGGAAGCUGAGCGAGGGAGACGCCUGCUCGGACAGCCUGUCCGUCGACUCCGUGAGGUCCCUGGGAAGCGUGCUGAGCCCCAUCAGAACUCAGGAAGUCAGGAACAGGAGUUUCUUGGAGGGAGGAGGUCUGGGCAGCGGCGCCUUGCUGGGUGUGGAGGAACUCCUGCGCUACUUCCCUGACCGCCGGGUGGGCAUCUACGUGGUCACCUGGAACAUGCAGGGCGAGAAGGGACUUCCGUCCAACCUGGACGACCUCCUCCUCCCGACUGACUCGGAAUUCGCCCAAGACUUUUACAUCAUUGGAGUUCAAGAGGGAUGCCCCGACAGGCGAGAGUGGGAAACGCGUCUUCAAGAGUGCCUGGGCCCCCACUACGUGAUGCUGUACGCGGCGUCCCACGGCGUCCUGUACUUGAGCGCCUUCAUCCGCAGGGACCUGAUUUGGUUCUGCUCAGAGGUGGAGAGCGCCGCCGUCACCACCAGGAUCAUCUCGCAGAUCAAGACCAAAGGUGCCGUGGCCCUGGCCUUCACCUUCUUCGGCACCUCCUUCCUCUUCAUCACCUCGCACUUCACUUCCGGAGAUGCCAAAGUUUACGAGAGGAUCUUGGACUACAACAAAAUCGUGGAGGCGCUGGCGCUUCCCAAAGGACUGCCGGAUACCAACCCGUACCGAUCAACAGCAUCUGAUGUGACCACAAGGUUCGACCAAGUAUUCUGGUUCGGAGACUUCAAUUUCCGUCUGGGUCACGAGCGGGUCGGCGUCGAGAGUAUCAUCAAGCGCACGGCCGGCCAUGACGUGGAUGCUCUAAUGGAGCACGACCAGCUAGUCAAGGAGAUGAAAGACGGUUCUAUCUUCAAAGGCUUCCGGGAAGCUGAAAUCCACUUCCUCCCCACUUACAAGUUUGACAUCGGCAGCGACGUAUACGACACCAGUGCCAAGAAGAGGACGCCGUCGUACACUGACCGGAUUUUGUUUCGGACCAGAUACGCCGACGACAUCCACGUGCUGAAAUACUCCAGCUGCUCCAGCAUCAAGACGUCGGACCACCGGCCCGUCGUCGGCAUCUAUGGCGUCAAGCUCAAGGCCGGCCGAGAUACAAUUCCAUUGGGAGCGGGCCAGUUUGACUGCAGCCUGUACCUGGAGGGCAUAAAGAGGAGGAUCAGCCGAGAGCUCAAGCUCAGGGAGGCCGCCAAGAACCAAAGCAGCGUCUGCGCCGUCUCCUGA
Molecule: messenger RNA, 1656 nt
Organism: Nerophis lumbriciformis (worm pipefish)
Lineage: Eukaryota; Metazoa; Chordata; Actinopteri; Syngnathiformes; Syngnathidae
Source: RefSeq, a predicted model, not a curated record